AUGGGCGACUGGAGCUUCUUGGGGAGACUGUUAGAGAAUGCGCAGGAGCACUCCACGGUUGUCGGCAAGGUGUGGCUAACCGUGCUGUUCAUCUUCCGGAUCCUGGUGCUGGGCGCGGCUGCGGAAGAAGUCUGGGGAGAUGAGCAGUCGGAUUUUACCUGCAACACACAGCAGCCAGGCUGUGAGAAUGUGUGCUACGACCAGGCCUUCCCCAUCUCGCAUAUCCGCUUCUGGGUGUUGCAGAUCAUCUUCGUGUCCACACCCACCCUCAUCUACCUGGGGCAUGUGCUGCACAUCGCACGCGUGGAAGAGAAGAAAAAGGAACGAGAAGAAGAGCUUCAGAAGGGGGCCGGCCUGCACCCCAGCGCCAAGGACCGGCCCCCUGCCCUGGAUGAGCUGGGUAGAGUCCGAAUCGCCGGGGCCCUGCUGCGGACUUACGUCUUCAACAUCGUCUUUAAGAUGCUGUUUGAGGUGGGCUUCAUCGCGGGCCAGUACUUUCUGUAUGGCUUUAAGUUGAAGCCCCUAUACCGCUGUGCGCAGUGGCCCUGUCCCAACACGGUGGACUGCUUCAUUUCCAGGCCCACAGAGAAGACCAUAUUCAUCAUCUUCAUGCUGGCAGUGGCCUGCCUGUCCCUCUUUCUCAAUCUGCUGGAGAUCUACCACCUGGGCUGGAAGAAGUUGAAGCAGGGUAUCACCAACCACUAUUGCCCAGAAGCCUCUGUGCUGGUGCAAAAAAAACCUGGAGGUGUCGGCCCUCUCAUUCUGCGCCCCCAUUCAGCCCUGCCUGCUGUCACCGUCGGAUUCCCGCCCUGCUCCACUCAUUCUGCCUCUUCACUGGCACAGACAGCUUACCCCGGGACCACUCUGCCAGCAACAAACUUCAAAACGGUAGCCCUGGCUGAGGUGCAUGGGAAAGGCCACCCAGCCAAGGUCUUCAGUGGCAGCCGCUGCCUGCUGGGCACAGAGCAGAGUCAGGCCAAACAGGAGGUCAAGCAGCAGGCUUCAGCAAGGAGCAGCUCCCUGCUAGUUUCUAUUCCUGCAGGCCUAACCACUCCGGGCAACACCCAGCAGGCCCCUCGAGAGGGCAGAGCAGGAAACAGAGUGCUCUUGGUCAAUGGGAAUGGCCGCAGCUCCGCAGACACACCUGAUGCAGGGGAACCAGCUGCCAUCACCAACAUAGAGCUACACAGGCCCCCUCUGCUCCUCCGAGAUGCAGGGCAGUCAGGCAAGGCGAGCAGCAACAGGGCCAGACCAAAUGACUUGGCUAUCUAG
This is a messenger RNA of Condylura cristata (star-nosed mole), 1272 nucleotides long. RefSeq names its product gap junction protein, alpha 3, 46kDa (gene GJA3). The record is from RefSeq and is a predicted model, not a curated record. Gene Ontology annotation, cellular component: connexin complex. The coding region runs from base 1 to 1272 and encodes 423 amino acids. The transcript has a single exon. Lineage: Eukaryota; Metazoa; Chordata; Mammalia; Eulipotyphla; Talpidae. Gene Ontology annotation, biological process: cell communication.